Messenger RNA from Rhineura floridana, 6280 nucleotides. RefSeq names its product protein O-mannosyltransferase 2 (gene POMT2). The record is from RefSeq and is a predicted model, not a curated record. Lineage: Eukaryota; Metazoa; Chordata; Lepidosauria; Squamata; Rhineuridae. The transcript is spliced from 21 exons. Gene Ontology annotation, molecular function: mannosyltransferase activity. The coding region runs from base 84 to 2285 and encodes 733 amino acids. Gene Ontology annotation, cellular component: membrane. Gene Ontology annotation, biological process: protein O-linked glycosylation.
UUUCGAGCGGAGACUCUCCUUCCCGUGUGGCAUUGCGCACAGACAAGGGGGUGCCGUAGGAGGCGCCUCCUGUCUGGGCGCGAAUGCCGCUCGCGACGAACGAGAACUGCCAGGCCAUACUGGGCCUGCGGCAGCGGAAAACGCUCAGGCUGGCGAGCGGCCCUAUAUCCACCCAGUCCGCAACUCGGAGUCCUGGCUGCUUCUGGAGCCCGUUCGGCCUCGUCAUUUUCCUAAGCUUCGCAACCCGCUUCUAUCGGCUGCGGGAGCCGCCACACAUCUGCUGGGACGAAACACAUUUUGGAAAGAUGGGAAGCUAUUACAUUAACCGGACCUUUUUCUUUGAUGUCCAUCCACCUCUAGGGAAGAUGCUCAUAGGACUUGCUGGUUAUCUGAGUGGCUAUGAUGGCACCUUUCCUUUCCAGAAACCAGGGGACAAAUAUGAACAACAUAACUACAUAGGAAUGAGGGGGUUCUGUGCAUUCCUUGGUUCAUGCCUGAUUCCCUUCUCUUAUCUUACGGUGCUGGAGUUGUCCAAAUCUCUGCCUGCAGCAAUGCUCACAGCUACCAUUCUGAUUUUUGACACAGGGUUCAUUACUCUGUCUCAAUACAUUCUGCUUGAUCCUAUUCUGAUGUUCUUCCUCAUGGGAGCUGUGCUCAGUAUGGUCAAGUAUAAUUCCUGUGCCAACAGACCCUUUUCUGCCCCCUGGUGGUUCUGGCUCUGUUUGACUGGGAUAAACCUCGCUGGUGCGACGGGGGUUAAAUUUGUUGGCCUUUUUGUAGUCCUCUUGGUUGGACUGAACACUAUUUAUGAUCUUUGGGAGCUGCUGGGAGACUUCAGUGUCUCACUGGUCACUCUGGGGAGGCAUUUCCUAGCCCGUGUGCUCUGCCUCAUUAUGCUGCCACUUGUCCUCUAUACUGCUCUGUUUGCUGUUCAUUUUGCAGUGUUAAAUAGAAGUGGGCCUGGCGAUGGCUUUUUCAGCUCUGGAUUUCAGUCUCGUCUGAUUGGGAACAACCUUCAUAACAUGUCUGUUCCAGAGUACUUGGCAUAUGGCUCUGUGAUAACAAUGAAAAACCUUCGUAUGGCAGGGGGAUACCUUCAUUCACACUGGCAUCUGUAUCCUGAGGGUGUGGGGGCACGGCAGCAGCAGGUCACUGCAUAUUUACACAAGGACUUGAAUAACUUGUGGAUUAUAAAGAAGCACAACUUGAACACAGAUCAUUCAGACCCUUCCUUCACCGUGGAGUUUGUGAGGCAUGGAGAUGUUAUCCGCUUGGAACACAAAGAGACUUCUAGAAACCUGCAUAGUCAUCAGCAUGAAGCCCCCUUGACAAGAAAGCAUCUUCAGGUCACUGGGUAUGGCAUAAAUGGAACUGGAGAUUCCAAUGAUUUCUGGCGAAUUGAGGUUGUGGGAAGAAAGGCUGGGAAGCGUAUCAAAGUCCUACGUAGUCAGAUCCGGCUGAUUCACUUGGCUACAGGCUGCAUCUUGGGUUCAACUGGAAAGAUAUUACCAAAAUGGGGCUGGGAGCAGGUAGAAGUCACUUGCACUCCAUAUCAGAAGGAGUCUCCUAAUUCUUUCUGGAAUGUUGAAGAUCACAUCAAUCCCAGAUUGCCCAAUAUCAGCCUGGAUGUUCUGAAACCUUCCUUUCCAGAGAUUCUGCUGGAGUCUCACAUGGUUAUGAUCCGAGGGAAUAGCGGCCUCAAACCAAAGGAGAAUGAAGUCACAUCUAAACCCUGGCACUGGCCUAUCAAUUACCAGGGCCUGCGUUUUUCUGGAGUCAAUGAAACAGACUACAGGGUUUAUUUGCUAGGAAACCCGGUGAUCUGGUGGCUGAACCUAAUCACUAUUGGAUUGUAUCUCAUGAUGGCAAUAUUCGUAUCUGUGGCCAUGAAGAGGGGAGUUCAGCUGACAGCUGAGCACAAAGAGCUUUCUCAAGUCCUGCUGCGUGGUGGAGGAAGGAUUAUGCUGGGAUGGCUUCUCCAUUACUUUCCUUUCUUUAUGAUGGGCAGAGUGCUCUAUUUUCAUCAUUACUUCCCUGCCAUGCUUUUCUCUACUAUGUUGACAGGAAUUACAUGGGAUGUCUUCCUGAAAUUCUGUGCUUGGUCUCUGUCAGCCAACAUCCAGACUAGGAAGGUUUAUAAUUAUGGGAUAAUGGGGUUGAUUCUCCUCACUAUGUACAGCUUCUACCUCUUCCAUCCUCUCUCCUAUGGAAUGAUAGGACCUCUGGCUUCUGAUCCUAACAGCCCAAUGGCAGGGCUUAGGUGGCUGGAAACAUGGGAGUUCUAGAUACAACCUGAAAAAAGGGAAUGAAACAGAAGAACAGAAGUGGUGAAACCCAUUACUUGAGAGCUGUGGAGUAUCUGUUCCCCAACUGCAUUUCUGUACUGAGACAGUGGACUGUCAACUUUGAGGUCUGAGAAAAGGAGGCGGCAACCAUGAAGGAGAACCAGUGGAGCUCCAGUUAUAUGAGCCUGCUGCUACUUUAAAGUUUAAACCAUCCAAGCAAUAUGUUAACAGCCAAAUGGCUGUGACCUUCACAGCAGUGUCAUUUUUGUGUGAGUUGGAGGGUGUAUAUGUUUUGCGAGGGUAUAAUAUGUCUACCUGACUCUGUUUAUAUGUGAUUUAACAGUGCUCAGGAAAGAUCAAGCAUGUGUAAGAGAGAGGAAACAGUCUUCUGAGAUCAAGACAGUUAAUAUCUAAUUUAUUUGUUUUUUGUUGAUCUUAAAGGGGUAUGUGUGUAGAGGAGGCACAUAUACACACACUUGUAUGUGUUCCUGAGAUAAGCUGCUGUUCUAAGUUUCAGGAACUUGGACAUAAAGUGUGAAGCCUUCUGAAAUUCUGUGCCUUGUCUGCCCCUCAGACAAAAGGCAAUGAGGUGUUCAUAUCUUUGCAUAAUGCCUUUGCUGCCCGAGCACAGAUAUCCAUUCAAAAUAGACUUAGCAGCAACCUGGAAGAUCUCAUGCAGCAAUGAAGCUGUGGCAUUCCAGUCAUCACAUUGCUCUUUAGUUUAAGAAGCUCCAAAGAAGAGAGAUCUGUUCAUUUUUUAUUUUUGUUUUAGGUUUCCUACCCUAAAUUCCUCUGACAGUGAGGAAUGGUGCCUUUGGUGUGUGUGUGUGCAUGCCAAAAGUUGAACACAUAAUAAGUUAAAGCUUGUGCUGAGAGCUUUAUUGUCACUCAUCGUACUAAUCUGGUUGCCUACUAACACUCCUUCCAGCGGGGAAGCCGGUACUUCGUUAAUGAAUGUAGAGUGUGUAGAACAUGCUGCUAACUGUUAUGAUAUUGGAAUGUUGAUUUUUAUAUAUAUAUAUAUAUAUAUAUGCAUAUUAUUUUUGAGGAUAAUUUAAUUACUAUGCUGUGAUAAGCUAUCAGAAAAGAGGAGAUGUAGCCUGAGAGCAGAACAAAACUCUUCAGUUGGUUAGAGGGAAUGCACUUCUGACGUUGGGUUUGUUUUUUUUACAAAAUCUGGACAAAAAGAUUGAGCAAGGCAUUCUCCUGCAACAUGUUUUUUAAAUUCCAAUUUUUGUUUUCCAGAGCAAAUUUGGUCUUAUCUCCAGUCAAAUUGGUCCCCGAAGUCUCCUUUUGUAUAUGAAAAAAAAAUUGAGGCCACCAAAUAAUUCAUUUUAGCGUCUGCAUUAAGCUUGAAGCCUGCCACUUCCUAUCCCUCUGUGCCAUCAUCAAAGGGAUAGCUCUGUUGGCAUGGAGACUAUAUGCCAACAUCCCCAGGAGAGGCUAGGUGAAUAUGAGCUAUGCUGACUGUCUGAAACUCAGACUGCCAAGCCCAUUAAGAGGGGAAAUGAAAGACUGUUUUAGCUGGUCUUGCUUAACAGUGUAAGACUGCCAUGACCAGUUUUUAGUUAGCUGUAGUAAGCUAGCAGAAGCAGUGAAGGGUUCCAGCCUUUUAUUUUAACUGCCCUUUUGACAACUAACAGGAAUCACUGAAAUGAGUUAUUGGUUUUGAUACACUUACCAUUUUGUAUGACAGGAAACAUGCUUCUUUGGGUUAUCUGACUCUUCAGAGAUUAUAUAUAGAAAAGAAGGGAAAUCAUGAAAACUUUCCAUUCUUCACCUCUGCCACUGAGAGAGACAGCAGACUGCAAGUACAAUAGAUUAUAAGCAGUAGCAGCAUAUCUGAUAAUUAUAAAAAGGCAAUAAGAUAUGCAAGGGGCUUGGCUAUCUUGUACUUCAUUAAGGGCUCAAGUGUUACUCUUGACUAGAUUUCAUUGAUGCGAGGUUCCAUCACUUGGUGCCUAAAAUGAACUGUUCAUUUUUACCUUUAUUUCUGGAUUCUACAUUAUAGUACUCUUCUAUAGCAGUUUAAAUAUGUACACCCCUUGGAGCAGGUAUGGUUGCUUUUUGGAGGAGGGAAACCAUUUUUUUUCUCCUUAAGAAUUAGAGAUUGACCAAGGAAACAUUUUUACUACUUAAUUCAAAUAUUCAUCAAGAUUCUUCCUUGGAUUCUGCAGUACUCCAGUGGAUGACUGUUCAAUGUAGCCUUGCCUUGCAUUCUGAGAAAACUCGCAUUCCAACAUACACAUGUACACCCUAAGAGAACUAUCCCAAGCUGGAAAAUGUUGCAGUUACGCCUUCUGACGUUUGUCUGGCAGAACUGCUUUACUACUGUUGAAAAGGAUCGUUGAUACUAAACAUACAAAAUCAGACUGUAUUUAAAAAACCAAUGGGCUUCAUAGAACCAUGUAGCAUUAAGAGAAGUAGUUGGCCUCUUACCCAUCCCCUCUAGGAGAUUCUAAUAAAAACCUCUGGAUGCCCCCUUAACCCUUCCAGUACCAGUUACAGAGCAAGUAAUUAAAUGUUGUAGACAAGAUCUGUGAUCCUGAGUUGUUUUGAGUGACUGUACCUUAGCUGGUCAGCAAAUAUGAUUUAGCUGUGGACAAGCCACCUUCCAUUUGGUAAAGGGUGUUAAUGGAUGCUGGUGUCUCUAAACCAUUAAUGCCUUUCUACAAAUCUCUUCUUGGCUUUUCAGGGCUUUGAAAUCUUAGCUUAGCAACUCACCUAUUGCCACACAGUUCUUAUUAACAAUAGCAACAACCAUUCAUGUUUGGAGCCUUUUUUCCCUUUUGAAAACUCCCACAGUAUUUGUCUCAAGAGAGUAUGGAUCAGAUUGUGUUUUCUUGACUGCAAAAACUUCUUAAAGAAGACAGGCCUAUAUGGCUCUGCAGAUUUCAUCCAUGAUGUUUAAAGGGCAGUAAAAUUUUGUUGCCCUUCCAAAAGUUUGCAUUUAUAGGAUCAUUGACUUCCCUCCCAAUGGCUGUAUUUACAUAGCCUAGACUCUGGAUCUAGUAAUCAGAACUGUAUACUUAACAUAUUCUAUAGAACUGCCUCUUCUGUCCCCUUCCCCAUGCUGUUAUUAGAACCCAGAGGAUAUUGUCAUGAUGCAAUGCAUGCCUAACUAAAACCUUUGUCUUGAGCAUAGUUUUUUUCUUCUGUACUAGUGCAGGAUUAACAAAUAUUCUACAGCAUUCCUUCUAAGAAGGAACAAUGAACACAGCAAUAAAAAAAACCCUGAUCUGCUUCUUGCAGGAUGAUAUUACGGUAGCUCUCUCCUAACUUGGUUUCUCAUUCUGUUUGUUAUGGUCAAGAACCCCAUGUCCAGAGUGCACCAGAUAAUGUUUGUCAGAAACCACUGUUCUUUUAUUUAUAUAGAAUCCUAACUGAUGUGUAGACAGAGCUGAACUACUCAUUCAGAGACAUCCCAUUGUCAGCAUUUCCUGAACUGUAUCAUUUGAGAUUGAAAAUAGAGGAUCAAUCACAUUUGAAUAUUUCUUCACUUAAAAACAAAUAUGCAUAUAUACUGCUAGCAUAUCAGGUAGGCUGGGCUGGAACCCUUCUCUCUGAUAUGGGAACUUCUUGCAGGCAGGAAAUUUCUGAAGUGGAGGAACAUUCAUGCAAUCCUUCACUUCUGUCCUGAAGUGAGUGCUGCACCAUGUAAUAUUUCUGAAUCUGUAGUUCAUCUCUAACUUAAUUGUUUUAAAGGAGUGAUUUGGGCUGUGCCUUAGGCAUCAGUGGGUCUGUAGUUAUGUAUUGUCUAGUGAUCUUAGACAACCUUCUGCAUUAUGAAUUUGUCUUACUAAUGCUGCUAAUAUUGAAGUGUGUGUGUGUUGUAUGUGUCUUUUGUACAUGACCACCAUCGGUAUUUCUAACAAUGUAUUUCACUGCUCUGCGGUGUAAUGCCACUAAAUGGAAGGAUAACUGUCUUAGGACAGGCACUGCUUUUUGUAAAGGGAUUAAGUGAACAUUGAAUAGAUUUUUCUUAUGUAAUAAAU